AAAGACAAUAUUUCCAAUGGCCAAAACCAAAAAUGUUCUGUCUCCCAAACUUUCUCUCAUCCUUCUUAAUAUUUUCAUCAUAGCCACCAUCGCAGCCGUAGCCAACGCCGGUAGCAAUGAUUUGGGUUCUCGGUCGUCCAAAACCAGGCGUCCCUGGCCCUUCAAGAAGCUCAACAAAUCGGUGGUUUUAAUGAUUUCCAGCGACGGUUUCCGUUUCGGUUACCAAUUUAAAACCGACACACCAAAUAUCGACCUUCUCAUAUCCGGAGGAACCGAGGCCAAAAGCGGUUUAAUCCCGGUUUUCCCCACCAUGACGUUCCCAAACCACUACUCUAUCGCAACCGGACUCUACCCGGCUUACCACGGUAUAAUCAUGAACACGUUUACCGAUCCGGUUACUGGAGAUGUGUUCAACAAAGGUUUACAACCAAAAUGGUGGUUAGGUGAGCCGCUAUGGGUAACCGCAGUAAACCAAGGUCUCAAGGCUGUGACUUACUUUUGGCCAGGCUCUGAAGUUCCCAAAGGUUCUUGGACUUGCCCUAAAAGAUACUGUCCACGUUUCAAUAAUUCGGUUCCUUUAGAAGAAAGGGUCGAUUCGGUCUUGAGCCAUUUCGAUCACCCUGAGGACGAAAUUCCUGAUUUGCUGAUGUUGUAUUUCAAUGAGCCGGACAAAGCAGGUCAUAACUAUGGUCCUGACGAUCCUCGGCUUACAAAUGCGGUUUCGAGGAUUGAUAAAAUGAUUGGUAGGGUGAUAGAGGGGCUUAAGAAGAGAGAGAUAUUUGAUGAGGUGCAUGUGAUACUGCUUGGUGAUCACGGAAUGGUGACCAACUGCGAAUGUAACGAGAAAGCGAUUUACACUGAUGACUUGGCGGAUUGGAUCAAGAUACCUGCGGCUUGGAUCCAAUCUUACAGCCCAGUGCUAGCAAUUAAUCCACUGUGGGGGGAAAAUGUCGAGAAUCAAGGCGAAAAGAACGCGGAAGUCGUGGCAAAGAUGAACGAAGCUUUGAGCUCAGGGAAAGUAAAAAACGGAGAUUUUUUGAAGGUUUACUUGAAGGAGAAGUUACCGGAAAGACUGCAUUAUUCCGAGAGCUAUCGGAUUCCACCAAUCAUAGGAAUGGUCGGAGAAGGUCUAAUGGUGAGACAGAAUAGAACAAAUUCUCAAGAAUGCUACGGAGACCAUGGUUUCGACAACAAGUUCUUCUCAAUGAGGACUAUUUUUGUCGGACAUGGUUCUAGGUUUAGGAGAGGAAAGAAAGUGCCAUCGUUUGAGAAUGUGCAGAUCUAUAGCGUCGUUGCAGAUAUUCUUGGACUCCGACCAGCUCCGAACAAUGGUUCUUCUUUGUUCCCUCUGAGCCUUCUCUUGCCUUUCGGAGCAACAAGGGAAAUAGAAUAUGAAGUCUAAUAUCCCUUAGCUCAUGAGAGCACUCAUGAAUAGUAAAUAAGCUGAUAUUAUGCGAGUGACUAAUGUAUGUGUUUUAUCAUUUUGUAUGAUGGAUGUGUAGUAACUAAAAAAAAGGACUAAAACCAUUCACUAUUU
Molecule: messenger RNA, 1537 nt
Organism: Arabidopsis arenosa
Lineage: Eukaryota; Viridiplantae; Streptophyta; Magnoliopsida; Brassicales; Brassicaceae
Source: the annotation of a GenBank genome assembly